AUGACGUCCCAACGCAAAGCGGAUCCCGUCAGCGCCCUGAACUAUGACUGCCUGAACCUCGAGUUCCAGAAGUUGAGCUUGCAGGAUCUAGCACGUGCUGAGCAAGUGUCCACAACCUGGAAAAGCGCAGUCGAGGACUGGGCGUCGGGGCAAGGUUUGCUAUACCACUUCCCUGAUGUCUGGAAAAAGGUGAACGCCAAGCAUCACCUUCGCACGACGGAAGGAAAGAAAAUUGCGCUGGCAGCGUUUAAACAGGCUGCGUCGGAAAAGCUCACCACUGACAGAUGGCUCACUGCCAAUCCCAAAUGGGCCAUUGAGUACGGCGCCGGCCACGACGACCAUGAGACAAGAGGCAUUUCAGCCGCUGGCAAUUUCAUUGCCUGGGGUAAGAAAGACCCGGGCUGUAUCUUCUACCAACGAGUCGGGUAUCAACCGAGUGACGAUGGAAGCCGGUUGCCAUACCCAGUGAAGAAGCUAAACCUGGACGCUCUGCGGAACGCGGCUACCUAUUGGAUGUACAUGCAUGCUGGGGGAUUGUUAUAUGUCACCAGACGUGUACUCCAAAUAAGCUACAUGGAGCACGUAUUCGACCUGGAAACCGGGAAGGAGCUCUGGUCCAAAGAGGUGCUUUGCUAUCCUACCACCGAUCGCUCCAACCCAUGGCAUACACUUCACCUACCCGCCGCAAUAGGAUGGGAGAGGCUUUAUCGGCCCACGGAAACAGGGUCAGUAAUGGAGGCUUACGAUUUAAGGACCGGCGCCUUGCUAUACUCUAUUCCCUGGGCCCUGGGCUUUACACAGAAGAUAGACUACACCCAUGUCUGGCGCCUCCAGGGACGGGAAAUCAUCGUGGUGAUCUCCGUUACCAGCAACCAACAGCCACCGAUAGCGCGCUUCCAUCUCAUUGACGCCCAGAUCGGACACCGCAUCCAGCUCAUUGAGCACAAAUGCUCGCCUCCCGUUCCCGGAGCGUCUGCGUUCCAUGACCCCCUGUUCUACGCCUCCACUCGCCGCGGAGAACUUUCAUUUGCGGUAGUGGAAGAGAUAGACCAUCCUACUCCACGCCUGGGGAAAACCCACGCAACUAUCCAAAUAUACGACUAUGACGCCCCAGUUGGACAAUUUGUCGCCAGGAGCCCGGAAACCUUGUCUCUUAGGGGCAUGGGAUUCGGAAGUUGGCACUUCUUGAACUGCAGAAGGGCCUAUGAUCCCUUCCGGCGCUUUCUUGUGGAUCGGUUUACGCUCUUCCCGUUCGGAGAGACUGAGGACGGUGUUACACGCUUGGCCGCAGGAGUGAAUAUUGCUCAUGACUCUCGCGCCGAGAACAAGGCGCUGGAUAUCGGAUGGUCAUCGCCUGAGAGAAUAUCGGUGGAUACGUUCCAGGCUUUUCGGAUCGGACGCAAUAGACUGUUCGUUGGAAUGGAUGAUACAGGGAAAGACCGGGGCUUUGCGAAUGCCGCGCAGAUUGUGGAGUUUGGCCAUGGCUCAGACGUGCCUCCGCCGACGGAGGAUACUCUCGUUGAUCCAAAUGAGGACCAUGGUAUCAUGAUACGUGAUCCUUGUCGUUACGUGUAA
Molecule: messenger RNA, 1575 nt
Organism: Aspergillus mulundensis
Lineage: Eukaryota; Fungi; Ascomycota; Eurotiomycetes; Eurotiales; Aspergillaceae
Exons: 3
Coding region: 1-1575 (524 amino acids)
Molecular function (GO): protein binding
Source: RefSeq, a predicted model, not a curated record